Messenger RNA from Arachis stenosperma, 5385 nucleotides. RefSeq lists its product as uncharacterized. Lineage: Eukaryota; Viridiplantae; Streptophyta; Magnoliopsida; Fabales; Fabaceae. Gene Ontology annotation, molecular function: DNA helicase activity. The coding region runs from base 1 to 5385 and encodes 1794 amino acids. The record is from RefSeq and is a predicted model, not a curated record. Gene Ontology annotation, biological process: telomere maintenance; DNA repair. The transcript is spliced from 15 exons.
AUGGAUGCCAAACGUAAAAAGUUAAAGACAUCAGACUCAGAAAUAUGGGACCAGAAAGUUGUGAGAAAGCCUCUUCAACCUAUUAGCUUGAGCUCAAUUCCAGAAAAGCAUGACCAUGCCGAAGGACACUGCUUAAGUAACAAACGAAAGGUCGACAUAUAUUGUGGCAACAAUGACUUGACUAUGGCGAAGAACUUAUCCGGUGAUAACCAAAUGGAUGCUGUUGAAGAAGGAUCACAUAACUCAGAGUCUCAACUAUCAAGUUGGAUUGUAAACACCACCAGUAAUCCACCCAAGAGGUGGAUAGAAGGAAAGGAAAACACCCUACAAGGACAAGUAUGCAAUGUAAACCCAGACACACCCAACCUGAACCAGGGAGUUAACCAGUCCCAGAUGGCACAUCAUCACAUUGCUACUAAUUUGAGUGCACAAACUCAUGACUAUCAAGAAAGAGCCACAUUAGCCAGGAAAGAAAGAUCAUCCAAGGUUGCAGGAAGGAGACAAUUGAGUUUAACACUAAACAAUAAAGGAUCAGCAACUACAAUAGACAACAAUGCAAAUUUUAUUGACCUAGACAAUUUUCGAGCCCAGCUAGAGACAGUUCAUAUGGAAUCAGUCUUGAAAGCAAAUUCAACCUCAACUUCAAGGAUGUCAAAUUCUCUUAUAGUUGAUGAUUAUGAGGUUAGCAAUUCAGGAAAUUCAGACAUGUGCAUAGAUCGCCAAAAAAAGGCCAGGAAAGACCGGAUGAUGACACUUGGUUCUAAUAGGAAAGCAGCUAUAACUGGAUGCUGUAAAGGUCAGACCGAUGUCAUAAAUGGGGAUCUUAUGAACUAUAAAGAUAGAUCCAAAUGCGACCUCAGGCGGGAUUCCUUUGUCGCCGUUCAUUCCGGGACCACCAACAGUGCCCAUGGUCAAGCAAAAGAAGUUAGAAUGAAGCGGAGAUUCAUUUUGGAUGGUGCAAAGCAGCACAAAACCAGUUCAGGUGUCUCCAGUGAGGAUGGACACAGAUCUCAAAUAAAUGAAGUACCUAGCAAUGAUAGAAGGAGGCUGAAUACUAGCAAAGGCAAAAAAAGAUUACAAAAGAAUAUAGCAAGAUCUGUUGGGAUAGAAGUAUACAACAGUGAAUAUUUGCACAUGGGUUCUGCACAACAUUCAUGUGAAUUCUGUCAUUCAUUAUUUUGGUAUGCCGAAAGGAUCAACAAAAAUUACAACACAAGUGAGCCUAAAUACACACUAUGUUGUAGAGGCGGCCAAGUUCAAAUUCCUCAUCUUCAAGAAGCUCCCAAGGCAUUGUAUAAUUUGUUAUACGGUGAUGACAUCAAAAGCAAGCACUUUCGGGAGAACAUUAGAUCUUACAAUAGCAUGUUUCAAUUCACAUCUAUUGGUGCCAAGAUAGACAAAGCGAUAAAUAAUUCGAGAGGGCCACCAACCUUUAGAUUAUUUGGUGAGAACUAUCACCUAAUGGGUAGCCUUAUCCCACCAGAUGGUAGUAGAGCAAAGUUUGCUCAGCUAUAUGUAUUUGAUACUCAAAAUGAAGUUCAAAACCGCAUUUCUGCUAUCAGGGGAGAGGAAAACAAUGAUAUUCACGAAGACAUAGUCAAAGAAUUGAAGUCAAUGCUAGAUGAAAACAAUGUGUUGGUGAAAGCAUUUCGUAUGGUUAGGGAAUCGAUGUCUUCGACCUCUAGGUCCACAGUGAAGCUAAGGCUUAUAGGAAAGCGGGGCAAAGAUGGGAGAAGAUAUAAUUUACCAUCAACCAGUGAGGUUGCUGCAUUAAUUGUGGGUGAUUUUGAUGUAGAUAAAACUGAUAGAGAUAUUAUUGUGGAGACACAAAGUGGAAGGUUACAAAGGAUCAACCAGCUAAAUCCAGCUUAUUUAGGCUUGCAAUACCCUUUGCUAUUUCCGUACGGAGAAGAUAGUUAUAAGGAAGAUGUUCCACUUAACAAGAGUAAUCCAGAUGGCGGAAAGGGGCGACAGGAUGUAACGACGAGGGAAUUUUUUGUGUUUAGAAUACAAGAACGAUUGUCCGAUGGAUCCCCAUUAUUAUAUUCUAGGAGACUAUUCCAGCAAUUUUUGGUUGAUGGUUUUUCGAUGAUAGAGUCAGCCAGGUUAAACUACAUACGUCUUGACCAAGAGAAGUUCAGAUGUGAGAUGUACAAGGGUAUCAAAGAAGCAGUACUAAGUGGGGAGACAGCACCAUCUUCUCGCGGCAAACGUAUUAUAUUGCCGUCUUCAUUCACUGGAGGGCCUAGGUACAUGAUUCAAAACUACCUUGAUGCAAUGGCAAUAUGCAAGGUAGUCGGUUACCCAGACCUUUUCAUUACAUUCACGUGUAAUCCAAAGUGGCCUGAAUUAGAAGAAUUCUUAAAGAACAGAGAACUAAAUGCUGAAGACCGACCGGACAUGGUAUGUAGGGCUUUUAAGAUGAAGUUGGAUUAUUUAGUUAAAGACAUAAGAACCAAGAAGAUAUUUAGACGGGUUUCUGCAGUGAUUUACACCAUCGAGUUUCAAAAACGUGGGCUACCUCACACACACAUGUUGUUGUUUCUACAUCGUGAUGACAAGUAUCCUAUUGCAAAAGAUAUUGACAAGAUUAUAUCCGCUGAAAUACCAGAUAAUGAGACUGAUCCAGAAUACUAUGAAGCAGUGGGGAAGCACAUGAUGCAUGGUCCAUGUGGUUCAGCCAAGAAAGAUUCACCAUGCAUGGAAGAUGGGAAAUGCAUCAGACACUUCCCCAAGCGAUUUGUUGAAAACACAACAAUUGACGAAGAUGGUUAUCCAGUAUACAGACGCAGAGAUGAUGGAAAGACAAUCAUGAAGUCAGGUAUUGAUCUUGAUAACCGUUAUGUCGUUCCUCAUAAUAGGUAUUUAUUGAUGAGAUAUGGAGCACACAUCAAUGUUGAGUGGUGCAACCAAUCUAGAUCAAUAAAGUAUCUAUUCAAGUAUGUUAACAAAGGACACGACCGUGUAACUGCAUCAUUUUACAAAAGUGCAACCGAAGAUGCGAAUAAGGAUGAGCACGAUGAAAUCAGUAUGUAUUAUGAUUGUCGAUAUAUAUCUCCAUGCGAAGCUGCUUGGAGGAUUUUUGGAUACAACAUUCAUUAUAGAGACCCGUCUGUGGUAAGGUUGGGAUUUCACUUGCCAAACGAGCAACCAGUGAUUUUCAGAGAUGACGAGAAUUUGGAAGAUGUUGCUAGAAAGGCUUCUGUCAAGGAAUCCAUGUUUUUGGAAUGGUUUGAAACGAACAAGUCAUAUCCCGAAGCCCGGUCACUUACUUAUGCUGAAUUCCCAACAAAAUUUGUAUGGAAAGCAAAGGAGAGGAAAUGGUCUCCACGAAAGUCACAUGCUGUGAUAGGUCGCAUUUUCUUUGUCCCUCCGGGGUCGGGUGAAAGUUACUACCUUAGACUACUUCUCAAUUAUGCUAAAGGGCCUAAAUCAUAUGAAGAAAUACGAACAAUAGAUGGUGUUCUUCAUUCAUCAUUUAGGGAUGCAUGUUAUGCACGAGGUCUUUUAGAUGAUGAUAAAGAAUACGUUGAUGCAAUAAAAAAAGCAAGUCAUUGGGGAUCAGGAGUUUAUUUGAGAAAGCUAUUUGCAAUAUUGUUGUUUUCAAAUUCCAUGGAAAGGCCAGAACAUGUAUGGGAAAAGACAUGGAAUUUGCUUUCAGAUGACAUACUUCAAAAACAAAGAAGAAUAAUGAAAAAUCCAGAUCUAAGGCUGACAAAUGAGGAAUUGAAGGAGUUAACUCUAAUAGAUAUUGAGCUAAUACUCAAGGGGUACAACAAGAGUCUUAGAGAUUUUGAAUCCAUGCCACAGCCCAACUUUGACUCAUGCACCUCUCAGAUGAUGUCCAAUAGGGUCAACAGGCUUCUUUGUGAUGAGCUACAUUAUGAUAGACGUAGAUUAGCUGAGGAACACUCUAUUGGACUAGAUCAGAUGACAACUGAACAGAGAUCAGCAUAUGAUAAAAUCAUGGAAGCGGUCCAUCGUUGUAGCGGAGGAGUUUUCUUCUUAUAUGGAUUCGGUGGAACUGGAAAAACGUUUGUGUGGAAGACAUUAGCUUCGGCAUUAAGGUCUAGAGGUCAAGUUGUUUUGACCGUUGCUUCAAGUGGAAUAGCUUCUUUGUUAAUUCCAGGUGGCAGGACAGCUCACUCACGAUUUGCUAUCCCACUCAAUGUAGAUGAGUUCUCCACGUGCAACAUAAAACAGGGGAGUGAUUUAGCUCAGUUGUUGGUUAAAACAAAAUUAAUUAUCUGGGAUGAAGCUCCAAUGGUUAACAAAUAUUGUAUAGAAGCCCUUGACCGGACAAUGCGAGAUAUUCUAAGAUUCAAGAAUAUUAACAGCCUAGAUCAACCAUUCGGUGGGAAGACAGUUGUUUUUGGAGGGGACUUUCGACAAAUUUUACCCGUUAUACCAAAGGGUACAAGACAAGAAAUUGUAAACGCAAGCAUUAACUCAUCGUACAUUUGGAAUAGCUGCAAGUUGUUGACACUAACAAGAAACAUGCGUCUUAGUGUAGGCUCAGGUAAUGCAAGCUCAAAUGAGUUGAAUCAAUUUUCCGAAUGGAUACUAAAAAUUGGGGAUGGUAACAUUGGAAUAUCUAUGGGUGGCGUUGACAAAGUAGAAAUUCCCGAUGACAUCCUUAUACAUGAUUGGAUCGACCCCAUAGAGGCUAUUUGUAAGGCCACUUAUCCGGAAUUGUUUGGACCCCUAGAAUCACAUCAUUGUUUGCAUGAUAGAGCCAUACUCGCACCGACAUUACAACAUGUCGAUGAAAUAAACAACUACAUGAUGACUUUGAAUUCGGCUGAAUCGCAAACUUUUUUUAGCUCAGACAAAGCAUGCCCCACAGAAGGGAACAAUGAGUUACUAGCAUCGGUACACACACCUGAAUUUCUAAACACUAUUAGAUGUUCAGGUGUUCCGAAUCAUGAGCUUACACUAAAAGUGGGGACACCAAUCAUGCUCUUAAGAAACAUUGAUCAUGCUGCUGGGUUGUGCAAUGGGACACGUUUAGUAGUUACGAAGCUUGGAAAACACAUUAUAGAAGCACAGAGCAUUUCAGGAAAACACACAGGCAACAAAGUUUUUAUUCCAAGGAUGACACUAAGUCCAUCGGAUCACCGGAUCCCAUUCAAGUUCCAACGUCGGCAAUUUCCUAUCAUGGUUUCAUAUGCAAUGACUAUUAAUAAGAGCCAAGGUCAAUCAUUGUCUAAGGUUGGAUUGAUUCUCAAAAAACAAGUCUUUACUCAUGGUCAACUAUAUGUGGCAAUUUCUAGGGUCACUCAUAGGGAUGGGUUGAAGAUAUUGUUAUGUCAUGAUGAUAACAAUGGCAAUCAAACUGAAAAUGUGGUUUUCAAAGAAGUUUUUAGGAAUGUUGGGUGUACGUGA